AUUGUAACCAUUGAUUUUUAAAUGUCAAGGUGGUUUGCUGUAAACCGCUUCUAAACUGGGCUAAAUUAAGACGAGGUACCGGUUUAGUGUUUACACAUGCUGUCUGCACCAGGGAGUGACCAGUUUAUGGCACGAAUGUGAAGGGGGGGUUAAUGUCUAGGUGGGAUGCAGCUAAUGUCAAAGUUGUGUUUGGGUCAAGUCAACCUUUUACCCAAUGCUCAUAACCUGUUAUUUUGAAUCUAAAUUCUAACCAUAAUUUGAAGUCUCUGACAUUUGCUUGUCAAAACUGGGCUUGCUUGCAUGGGGCUAGCAGUGUACACCACUUGGGUGCUUGUUAAAUUGACAACUAAUGCAGGCUGGUAUUUGUCCUCAAAAGUGAUUCGUUUGAAGUGAGCAUGGCUGAUAAUUUUAAUUGCUUUGUUAGCAUAAUUUUCCAGAGUUUAGUGGGGUUGUGUCAAUGUUAAGCAAGGGUCAGAUAAAAAUGACCCCUGGCACAGUCAGAGAAAUAAUGUGUACAACUAUACAAUGCACGUUAUAUAAAUGGAAGCAGUCUCCUGUUGACCACCCUACCCUGCCUGUUGCGUGCCCUGGCUGUCACCUCCACCGUAGGGCACAGAAAGCCGCCAUGACACUUAAUCAGAUUACGUUUCCUCUGCUCGGAGCAGGAGAGCAGAAUCGGGCAGUGAGGAAGGUGGGAAGUUGUAUUUUCCAUAGGGCUGGUACUGUACUCACCCUCCAUACCACUCUGCCCAACACUGGGACCAUGAGUGCACAGCCCCCUGCUAAGGAGGCCGCUCCCUGUGAGUAUACUGGCAUACUAGGGGACAGCUCGGAGUCUGACCAAGAGCCCAGUCCAGAGGACCAGCUGGCUGCCUCCUGGGAGAACCUUCCUAUACUGGAAAGACUGGGCCUCAGCAUUGGUACAGAGAUGACUGAAGAGGAGGUAGAGAGUGCAUUUACCCAGCUGGCUCUGGCGUUCCGUUGUAACCAGUACACCCUGGCCCAGAGACUGCAGGCUGAGGAACACGACAGAACCGUGGCCCAGGAGAACCUCAACCUGGAACUGGAGAGUGCCAGAGACACUCUGCGGUCUCUGAGAGGUAGGUGUGUAGACGCUGAGCGGUCAGAGAUGCUGAGUUGUAUCGAGGCCAGUCUAGGCACCGUGCUGGACGGCGUGAGUGACAUCAUCGCUGCUGCUGAGAUGCUGGGGGUCGUGCACCAGGAAGCACGUGUGUGUUGUUCUGUGGAAAUUAUGGAGGUUCAUGUGGAACACCUGAAGCGUCAACAUGCUGUGGAGAGCGCUGAGCUGCUGGAGACCAGAAAGCGGCUCCACCGCAGCCGGGGCAGGAAUCACAGUGACUCAGAGGAAGGAGACGUCAGGAAUCGGUUUGUCAGACGAGACUCCCUACAGACCCUCACUCGGCGACGAGUCAGCGUAACACUAAUCCCAACGGGGUCCCAGCUCAGCGACCUAGAAACCAAGUUCCAGGAGGGUUGCAGGGCUGGUGCUGACACUGACAGCCAGGGGCCAGAAGUAGGCAGUGUGAACCAAGCCAGCAGACCCCCUGAGAUGAUGUCCCCCCUGGCAAUCCCAUCCCCCCACUCCACCCUCCUCAUUAGACAGAGCUCCACACAGAGCUCCCAGAGCCUGGAGGACGAGAGCGAGAGAGCCCCUCACACCAGUUCCCUGCAGAUGACGCUGCGUCACAGGCGGAGGUCUGCCGUCCUGGAGCGUGAGGCCGAAGCUGAGGGGUCAGGGGUGGAGUCAGCAACGGGGUCAAGAGCAGGGUCAAUAGUUGGCACAGCCGAGCCCAGUGAGCUCUCUAUGGCCGAAUCGGUAUUCACCUCAGAGCCGCGAGUGGUUCUGUCAGAGCAGAAUCCCCGAGCUUCCUGGCUGUCUUACUGUCUCUGGGUCCUGGUGGUACUGCUCCUCUUGGCUCUCUCUUUCUUCAUCUUGCUGGGGUUCCUACUCUGGGGCCUGAGGGUUCCUCACCACAGCCCUAGCUUCUGACAUCUCACUUCUGCAGCACUGUCUCAGCUCGACACCACAGAGUUCUGGGUUCCACAAUCUGUGUUCUAAGAUAUGACUUCUGUACCACGGUUCUGAGCUACCCACCGCCUCCAUGGACUGGGCCCACACUACCUGCGAUAAUAUGUUGAACAAAUUGCUUGCACUCUACCUGUAAUAUGAUGGAUGUAAUAUGUUCUAUGAUAUCUGUGCAUAUUAUUUGUGUUGUCAGCUGUGCAUGACAAAUGACAUGAAAUGAACAAAAUGGAUUUUUGUAUCUGUGUUUAAAAUCCAAAUCAAAUUGUAUUCGUCACAUGCUUUGUAAACAGCAGAUGUGGACUAACAGUGAAAUGCUUUUACUUACAGGUCCUUCCCAACAAUGCAGAGAGAAAGGAAAUAGAGAAAUAAUAGAAAAGCCAAGCAGGAAAUAAUACAUACAAUAGAUACGAUAACUUGGCUAUAUACAAGGGUACCCGUAACGAGUCGAUGUGCAGGUGUACAAGGUAAUUGAUGUAAU
Messenger RNA from Oncorhynchus tshawytscha (Chinook salmon), 2525 nucleotides. RefSeq lists its product as uncharacterized. The coding region runs from base 458 to 2011 and encodes 517 amino acids. The record is from RefSeq and is a predicted model, not a curated record. Gene Ontology annotation, cellular component: endoplasmic reticulum membrane. Lineage: Eukaryota; Metazoa; Chordata; Actinopteri; Salmoniformes; Salmonidae. The transcript is spliced from 14 exons.